AUGCUUGUUGUUUUAGGUUGGAUAACACUUUCUUUUAUCCACCUGGGCACUGUCAAUAGCCGCUAUCUGGAUGAAGGGCGCAGUGUUGCUGUUGAGUCGCUGGAACUUUUGGAAAAGUCAGAAGAAUUUAUUGACGAUGCCAUUGUUGGAGCAAAGUCGUUUGAAGCAACGGAAGACACCGGAGAUGAACCUUUUCUGAUAUUCCGACCGAAAGUUUUCGACUUGGCACCUUCUGAGUCAGAUUACGAAAAUGAAGUGAAGAAUGCUGAUGAAGAUUUUUGA
This is a messenger RNA of Caenorhabditis remanei, 282 nucleotides long. RefSeq lists its product as uncharacterized. The transcript is spliced from 2 exons. Lineage: Eukaryota; Metazoa; Nematoda; Chromadorea; Rhabditida; Rhabditidae. The record is from RefSeq and is a predicted model, not a curated record. Bases 1 to 282 code for a protein of 93 amino acids.